UGUCUUUUUGAAACCAAAACCCCCCUCUCGAAGCUUUCUCUGGUCUCUUCCUCUUGCCAAGUAUUUUCCCUCGAAUUUUCUCACUCGGAAUUGAAUUCCUUUGAUUUGGAGGCUCGUAGAUCCUUGAUUCAUGGACACCGGUCGGCAGGAACGAGAUCGAAUCAACUCCACUGGUGAGAGACCUGUUAAGCCAGAUAACUUGACACAGCAGCCACUUUCGCCCAAAGAUGAAAGGAUUGUUUCAGCAAAUCCUUCUCCGGAUGCAGUCAUCAUAGGAGCGUCAAGGAAUGUUAACGAACAACAAGAAUCUUCAGAAGCAGCUGGAGAUCUGAACAAUGUCCAUCCGCUCAAUGCUUAUGUUUCUCACGAACAAAAUAUAUCAUAUGGUGGUUAUAGCAAUAGCACUGGUCUCUGGGAUGGAUAUUCUCCCUAUGUUAAUGCUGAUGGCAUGCAUGUUGUAUCACCGGUCAUCUACAAUGAGAAUCCAUCUGUUGUGUUUCAUUCUGGUUAUGGCUACAAUCAUGAAAUGGCAUAUGGACAAUUUUCUCCAGUUGCUACACCACUGCCAUCUUUAAUGGUGGAUGGCCAGCUUUACUCUUCACAGCAAGUUCCAUUUUCCCCAUCUUAUUAUGCACAAGCCCCUGCUCCAAGUUUGCCUCAUAUGUCUUCAGCUAUUCCGAUUUCCCCAGCUGACCUGAUGGUGCCAGAGAGCAGCAGCAUUGACACAAUGCUUUUUGGGCCAGGAUCAGGUUACUUACCAAGUUUUGGGUCACUUGGUGGAGGGAAUAUCUCUGGAAAUCUUGGUUCUAGUCCUCUAACAUCUCCAGCAGCUUAUCCCCAACCAAUGGGCAUACUUGGAUCAUAUGAGCACAAUGUUGGACAGAUUUCUCAACAACAGAGACCAAUGCAUGGAUAUGGCUUGGUGUCGAGUUCCUUUAGUGGACGCUACCCACAUGGUAGUUCUUAUCAAAGCUCUACCUUUGGUGGUGCUUCAAUUUCUUAUCCAGUAGCUAAUGAUCGGAAUCGUCUCCCUCUUGACAAGGGAAGGAGAAGAGAGAGGGACAGCAACUCAAUUGGCAUUUUUAAUGAUUCACAAAAUAUCUUCAAUGACCGCAAUCGUGGUCCAAGGGCUUCAAAGCUGAAGAGCAAGAGUGCCACAGAACAGGGUUCUGCAUCUGUUAAUAGCAAAAAUGUUUCAUCUACUUCUUCUGGAAUUCAUCAUGAUUCAUACAACCGGCAGGAUUUUGUUACAGAUUACGAGAAUGCAAAUUUUUUUAUCAUCAAAUCUUUCAGCGAGGACAAUGUUCAUAAAAGUGUUAAAUACAAUGUUUGGGCCAGCACACCACAUGGGAACAAGAAACUAGAUGCUGCUUAUCAUGAAGCAAAGGAGAUUAAAGGCAAUUGUCCAGUAUUCCUAUUGUUUUCAGUUAAUGGUAGUGGCCAGUUCUGUGGUGUAGCUGAAAUGGUUGGACCUGUAGAUUUUGAGAAGGACGCAGAUUACUGGCAGCAAGAUAGAUGGAGCGGGCAGUUUCCAGUUCGGUGGCACAUCAUUAAAGAUGUUCCCAAUGUUCGAUUCCGUCACAUUCUACUUGAAAAUAAUGAUAAUAAGCCUGUUACUCACAGCCGAGAUUCUCAGGAGGUGAAACUGGAAGAGGGUAUUGAGAUGUUGAAGAUUUUCAUGGAUUACGAUGCACGUACAUCUAUCCUAGAUGAUUUUGAUUUUUAUGAUGAGCGGGAGAGAGCCUUGAAGGAAAGGAAGGCCAGACAGCAAGCUUGUUCAACGGCAGAUAUUCCUGAUUCUCUCACUGAUGAGUCUGUUAAUCAACUGUCUGAUAGUUUAGCUCAAGCCCUCAAGUUGGAAGUUAGUAGUAAUAAAGAAGUAGCAGCUGCUGAACACAGUGGUAGCUCAAGAGCGGAUGCUCCACUUUCACUUGCCCAUGAUGCCAUGAACCAAACGUCUGCUAGCUUGUCUCAAGUCUUACAGUUGGAAGAGAGUAACAAUGGGUUAUCAGGAUCCGAAACAGGUGGACACAAGAAUUGAGUCUGCCAACAGUUGGUUUGACUGCUUGUAGCAUUUAGUUGAAGGUGUUGCCAGCAUCUUUGGCAUACACUCCUUGUAC
Corylus avellana is the source of this 2120-nucleotide messenger RNA. It is a transcript of the gene ECT10, whose product is annotated as evolutionarily conserved C-terminal region 10. Gene Ontology annotation, biological process: mRNA destabilization. The record is from RefSeq and is a predicted model, not a curated record. Gene Ontology annotation, cellular component: cytoplasm. Lineage: Eukaryota; Viridiplantae; Streptophyta; Magnoliopsida; Fagales; Betulaceae. Gene Ontology annotation, molecular function: mRNA binding.